AUGUUCUGGGGCCUUAAGGUUGAACCGAAUAGAAGUUAUUCGCAAAAAGUCAUCCAACCUUUCCAUCUAAGUCAAGCGGUCUUAGAUGUGAACAUCCCAACGGCAAACAAGGAUGUUCAACUGAUUCUGAGCAGCACGAAUUGCGAGAAUGGCGACAAUAUCCACACCGUUGACUACAUUCUAUGUGUUUUAAAGAUGUCCAGAACAGUGCAGGUUCCUUUGAAUCUAAUUUUCUCAGCAGGCGAUGAUAUUACGUUUCGUAGUGUCGGCGGAACUGUACAUUUGAUUGGAUAUUCGCUAGAUGAACGGAGUGACGAAGCUGAAACGUACGAUAGUAGACAUACGGACAGACGUCGAAUUUCACAAGAAAGUGGUGACAGUGAGGGUGGUUCCGGCGACGAAGGGGAUGGUUCAGAUGAUGAAAUGGGCACUGAAGCAGAGGAUGGUUCAAAUGAUGAAGAGGGCGCUGAAGUCAAAGUGGAAGAGGAAGAGCCAAUCCCCCCACCAGUGAAAAGACCUAAAUUUAACGAGACUUCCAACAUCAAUGAACCUAAGAAAGCACAGACGCCGAAAGUGGUUAAAAAUAAAAUCCGGCGACUCGAUGGCGAUAUAGUUAUUGAAGAUAUUCGGAAAGGAAAGGGCACUGUCGUCAAAUCGGGGAAUAAAGUUGAGAUCUAUUUCGACGGCCGUUUGGAAUCAAAUAACAAAUCCAUCGAAAAACUUAAUGUUGGCAAAGGAUAUACGUUCACAGUAGGCAAAGGUGAAGUCAUCCAAGGAUGGGACAUUGGAAUCGUGGGCAUGAGAACUGGUGGCAAACGAAAAGUCAUCUGUCCACCAGGAAAGGCCUAUGGCCCAAGAAGCUAUCAGAAAGGCAUACCACAGAACGCCACAUUAGUGUGUUUGGUCAACAUAUUAACACCACCGGCAAUUUAA
Bradysia coprophila is the source of this 933-nucleotide messenger RNA. RefSeq names its product 46 kDa FK506-binding nuclear protein-like. Gene Ontology annotation, molecular function: peptidyl-prolyl cis-trans isomerase activity. The record is from RefSeq and is a predicted model, not a curated record. NCBI's taxonomy places the organism in Eukaryota, Metazoa, Arthropoda, Insecta, Diptera, Sciaridae. Gene Ontology annotation, cellular component: nucleolus; chromatin.